AUGAGUGGCGGACAUGAUAUCACCGGUGUCUCCGUCCAGACACCGAUUGUUCGCCACUUAAAAGCUGGCACUAAAGACAAGCCGAAGACUACCGCUAAGACGGCGCCGAAGGCAGCGACCGGUGCGGCGGCCACUAAGAAGAAGAAGACGGCGCGAGUGGUGCCCAAGAAUGUGAAGAAACUGAUGACCCAUCGGUCCACUCGACCCCUUUGGGCCAAAAUCAGGCGCUCGGCUAAGAAGAAGAAAGUGCCGGCGGAACAGCUGCUGAAGAAGAAGCCGAAGUUUGUGGUGAAGAAGAUCGGCGGCGAGAAGAAUGGGUCGAAGCGUAAGGUUUUGGUAAAGAAAGGCAAACGUUAUUAUCCG
Messenger RNA from Oppiella nova, 363 nucleotides. NCBI's taxonomy places the organism in Eukaryota, Metazoa, Arthropoda, Arachnida, Sarcoptiformes, Oppiidae. The record is from the annotation of a GenBank genome assembly.